Mastomys coucha (southern multimammate mouse) is the source of this 1918-nucleotide messenger RNA. It is a transcript of the gene Lrrc3b, whose product is annotated as leucine rich repeat containing 3B. NCBI's taxonomy places the organism in Eukaryota, Metazoa, Chordata, Mammalia, Rodentia, Muridae. The coding region runs from base 827 to 1609 and encodes 260 amino acids. The transcript has 3 exons. The record is from RefSeq and is a predicted model, not a curated record. Gene Ontology annotation, molecular function: protein binding.
GAGACGAGUCCUCUCUAGUGACUGAGCUGCCUGCAUGUUGGCGAGUGGCUUUCUGCCUCCCUCGCAUCUUUGUCUCCUCCUCCAGCGAGGCUCCGGCGCCCCUCACAGGGUCUGCAGCGGCCGCCGCAGCAGUGAAAGCCAAGUCGUGCCCCACACGGCAGCCCGGGGCCGCACCCUCGCUCGGUGGCGGCGCGCAAAGACGCCAGCCGCGCCACGCACUGCCUGCGUCCUGCGCCCGGGCCACAGCGCAUUCACGCCGCCGCGGCGGUCGCUCCGGAGCGGAGCCCGGCCGGCGGGCCGGGUCAGGGUGGGUAGCCCAGUUUGCAGUCGGCUGGAGCUGGCGGCCGCUGCAGCCCUAGCAGCGCGCACACCCCUAGGCUUACGCACCAAACGCCUCCUCCCUGCGCCACGAGGAUGGAGCAGCCAUCCCAACCCAGGACUGGCGCAAGGAAAAUCAUGUGAAGACACAAGGAAAAGACAUUCACUGCCAUCCAAUCAAAACCUAUGGAGUAUUCGGUGCCUGCUACAUCUUCUCCAGAAAGAUAAGAGAAAAAUUCUACUGUUGAAGCCACCCUGCUCAAUAUCACCCUGAAAGAAAGUCACUACAGGCCAACAUUGGAACUCACCUGCCUGUAGAUGAGUAAGAAGGUACCUGUUUCUUUAUCUUGGGUUCCCAAGCAAGGACAGGAAUAAUGAAGAAGGCUGUGUGCUAGCUGCAUCCUUUUGAACCACCCAGGAAGGAAAUCCAGAGUGUGGUCAGAGGCAGAACCCAUGCAACCCUUGGAGUGAAUGAGGAAUGGACUCGUGAUUAUGCAGAGGUUCCAGGAUGAAUCUGGUCGACCUGUGGCUGUCCCGCUCCCUCUCCAUGUGUCUCCUCCUCCAAAGUUUUGUCCUGAUGAUACUGUGUUUUCAUUCUGCCAGUAUGUGUCCCAAGGGCUGCCUUUGCUCUUCCUCUGGGGGAUUGAAUGUCACCUGUAGCAAUGCAAAUCUCAAGGAAAUACCCAGAGAUCUCCCUCCUGAAACAGUUUUGCUGUAUUUGGACUCCAAUCAGAUCACAUCCAUCCCCAAUGAGAUUUUUAAGGACCUCCAUCAACUGAGAGUUCUCAACCUGUCCAAAAACGGCAUCGAGUUUAUUGAUGAGCAUGCAUUCAAAGGAGUAGCAGAAACCCUGCAGACCCUGGACUUGUCUGACAACAGGAUUAAAAGCGUGCACAAAAAUGCCUUCAAUAAUCUGAAGGCCAGGGCUAGGUUUGCCAACAACCCCUGGCAUUGUGACUGUACUCUCCAGCAAGUUCUCAGGAGCAUGGCAUCCAAUCAUGAGACAGCGCCACACAAUGUCAUUUGCAAGACUUCGGUGUUGGAUGAGCAUGCUGGGAGACCAUUCCUCAAUGCUGCUGAUGACGCUGACCUUUGUAACCUCCCUAAAAAGACUACUGACUAUGCCAUGCUCGUCACCAUGUUUGGCUGGUUCACCAUGGUGAUCUCUUAUGUGGUGUAUUACGUGAGGCAGAAUCAGGAGGAUGCCCGGAGACACCUUGAAUACUUGAAAUCCCUGCCAAGCAGGCAAAAGAAGGCAGAUGAGCCUGAUGACAUUAGCACCGUGGUAUAGCAGCCAUGCUGGCCGGCACUAGGAAGGGAGCUUCUGUUGUAGUAGAAUAAGUGGUUCAGUUCUCCCUUCAUUGUACAUGUUUAAAACUUUGUAUUUUAGUUUCUUUGGAAUCAUGCCUCUGUUGAACUUUACACAAAUAAUACAACACUAAUAAUUUUAGUUUAGAUGAUCGUCCCCCAUUAAUUGUGACCCCUGGUUCCUGAGUAACAAACUCUCUAAACAUUAGUUAGACCCAUCUCACUAUUUAAUAAUGAAAUUUAUUUUUUUAAUUUAAAACUGAAUAAAAGCUUAACUUUGAACCAUGGAAAA